AUGGCCAAGAUCGCUGAUGUUGUUCAAGAAAGCGGUCAUAAUGUCGUAAGUAAUUGUCAUUUUUUAAAAUACAUAGCUUUGUACAGUGUGUUUUAAACAACUUUAUUUAAGUUUAUAUUAUUUUAGACCUUUUACCAGCAAGAAAUCUUCAAAACAGUCCACAGAACUGGCGCUUUGAAGGCCAAAGUGGUAGUCAAGUCUGCUCAUAUUGACUUCGGGCCGGAGCCCUAUCAAGAUCUGUGGCAUGAUACUGGAUUGUUCGUUACUAAUCCUGAUGUGAGUUCAUCUUCCCUACCCUAUCCUGCCUUACCUUGCCCUACCCUACCCUACCCUACCCUACCCUACCCUACCCUACCCUAUCCUGCCUUACCUUGCCCUACCCUACCCUACCCUACCCUACCCUACCCUACCCUACCCUACCCUACCCUACCCUACCCUAUCCUACCCUACCCUACCCUACCCUACCCUACUUUACCUCAGCCUACCCUAUCCUAUUCUGCCCACCUAACUUGUCUUCCUUUGUUCAGCCCGAGCUUCUACCGUGUUUCUUGCUGUGCCACGUUCUACCGUGCUCUGCCCUACAUUGAUCUGCUUUACUAUACCUUAUCCUACUUUAUGUUGUUUGUUGUUGUACCCUGCUAAUACAAUAACAAUAAAGUAAACUAAUAUUGCUAUAUUUUAGGCCUUCCGAGUCUACGCUGAUGUCAUGUCAAGCGCCUGUGAAUGUAAGUAAAAAGUGUAAUCAAAAACUAUUUUUAAUGACAUAUGAUAAAAGACCGUAUUUUACCUUUUUUAGCUCAGUCUAUAAUUACUUUUGAAUAUUUUACAUAUAUAAUAAUAUCAUUUUCAGCACAACUGAACGAUGAAGAAUAUAUGAAAUCCUUAAAAAACGAAAAAUAUGACUUGGCUUUGGUCGAAUUCUUUGACAUUUGUAGCUAUGCCAUUUUAGAGCGUAUUGGUGUCAAAAGAUACAUCAGCUUAUCAGCUUUGACUGUCCAACAAAAAGUUUUAAGAUACUUUGGCAUGCCAGCUAAUAUCGCGUUUGUUCCUGGUAAGUUAGGCUAUUUUUAGGGAUAGAACUUUGAGCAAGGCUCUGGUCUAGGGCUCUAGACUAGGGCUCUAAACUAUGGUUUUGGGUUAGACAUGGGGAACAAACUGGGCCGGCUUGGAAUCAAAUUUUGAUCGAACCGGGGCUGAACAUCAAGGAUUUUCUCAGCCCGAAAAGUCCAGCCCGCUUGCACGUAAAAAAUUCGGGCCGGGCUUGAGGAAAAUAAAUAACGGGCCGUGCCUAAUAUCAAGGCCCGGACCAAACCAUACGGUUGUUCUGGACAGUAAGACUAGGGCUCUCGGCUAAGGCUCUGGGCUGGGGCUCUGGGCUAGGGCUCUGGGCUAGGGCUCUGGGCUAGGGCUCUGGGCUAGGGCUCUGGGCUAGGAAUCUGGGCUCUGGGCUCUGAGCUAGGGCUCUGGGCUAGUGCUCUGGGCUAGGGCUCUGGGCUAGGAAUCUGGGCUAGGAAUCUGGGCUCUAGGCUCUGGGCUCUGAGCUAGGGCUCUGGGCUAGGGCUCUGGGCUAGGGCUCUCGGCUAGGGCUCUCGGCUAAGGCUCUGGGCUAGGGCUCUGGGCUAGGGCUUUGGGCUAGGGCUCUAGGCUAGGGCUCUGGGCUAGGGCUCUGGGCUAGGGCUCUGGGCUAGGGCUCUGGGCUAGGGCUCUGGGCUAGGGCUCUGGGCUAGGGCUCUGGGCUAGGAAUCUGGGCUAGGAAUCUGGGCUCUGGGCUCUGGACUAGAGCUCUGGGCUAGGGCUCUUGUCUAGGGCUCUGGGCUAGGGUUCUGGACUAGGGCUCUGGGCUAGAGGUUUGAGGCUGGGCUAGGUUAAUUACAAUUUUUUUUUAAAUUGUGAUUUUUUAGGUAUGAGCGACAACACAGGGGCAAAAAUGACGUUUCUGGAGCGAACUAGAGCCUUUCUGACAUUUCCUUUCAAAACUUAUGAAUUUGACAGAAUCUUUUAUGAAACUCUAGCUCAAAAUGUGAAACAAAUUUAUGGCCAUAAUUUUGAUUAUGAGGACAAAUUAGCCCAUAGUUCAUACGUCUUUGUCAAUAUUGAUGAACAUCUGAGCUUCCAAAUGCCCUUAAGCACUAAAUUUGUUUUUACUGGAGGGGUUGGACAAGAUGCUGAGGCUAAACCACUUCCUAAGGUAAUUUUUUGCAACUUUUGAAAUUUUGAAAUUUUUCUUUUCAUAUUUUUCAAUUUUUUUUUAAUUUUAAAAUAUUUUUAGAGCCUUCAAAGCAUUUUCAACAAUUCGAAAACAGGUGUAAUACUAAUUUCUUUUGGAAGUAUAGUGCAGUCAUUUGCCAUGCCCAAAGCCCAAAAAAACGCCAUUAUUAGUACAGUAAAGCAGUUCCCAGACAUCGACUUUAUAUGGAAGUAUGAACAAAUCGAUACCGUCGGUGAAAACAUUACUAACCUUCAUAAAAUCAACUGGGUACCUCAAACUGAUCUGCUUUGUAAGUUAUCUAUACAGCUUUAUCCUACUGUACCACACCCUAUUCUACCCUACCCUACCCUACCCUACCCUACCUUACCUUACCUUACCCUACCCUACCCUACCCUACCCUAUCCUAUUACUUCAUUUUAUAUAUCUUACCUUGCUUUACCAUAUCUCAACCCAAUUGCUGUACUCUAUUGUAGGCCAGUCUUAAAAUACUGUAAUUUAUUUCACUUGCCGUACCCAAGAGGGCCCUGGUAAUAUGAUAAAAGAACCUUUCUUCUGUCCAACCAUUGCUUUACCUAGAUAUACAACCUUAGUCUAAGCUAGCCCCAUCUCAAAGCUUGCCAUGCUUAUCUUUGCCUUAGGUCUUCGACGUCUUUACCCAUCCUCCCUACCCUUUUCUAACUUGCCUUUACUUUACCUUUACAAGUUCUGCCAGCCUAUAUUUGACCCUAAUUUUUACAUAACUUCUGCCAUCUCUCCUAUACUUGGAAAAAACAUUGCCACACCCAAUACUAUAAUGUACAUUUCAGCCCAGCCCAAGCUUUUGGCCUUUGUAACCCACGGUGGGUUGAACAGUGUCAGUGAGUCAGCUCACAAAGGGAAGCCAAUGAUCUGUGUUCCAAUCUUUGCUGAUCAAAACAAUAAUUGUUACUCUGUAGAAGAGAAAGGUCUGGCAGUCGUCAUACCCAAAUGGGAUUUGACUAUGAAGAGACUGGAACAGGCUGUGAGGACAGUGGCUGAGGAUGAACAGUACGUUAAAAACUUUAAAAUUAAAAGAAAAUAUACAUCUAAUCCACCCUACCAUACCCUACUUUACCUUACUUUUUCAUGCCAUACCUUACCCAACCCUACCGUACCCCAUCCUACUUGACCGUGCCGUGCUAUCUUAACGUAACUUAUCCUAACUUACAGUAUCGUGCCAUGCCCUAACCUACCAUGUUCUAAACUACCAUACCCUACCAAAAGAAAUAUCAAGUUUACCCCGCCCUUCUUUCAGAUUCAGACUCCGUUCCACUCACUUCUCUAGGAUGAUGAAAGACAAGCCAUUUAAAGCCAAAGACAGAAUUAUCGGUUUUGUAAACCAUGCUCUACAGUACGAUGUCCAUUCAGCUCUUGAUCUACCCUCAAGGCAUUUAUCAACCAUGCAGUACUACUUUUUAGAUGUACUAUUAUUAUUAUCUGCAGUACUACUAGUUAAAGGGUAUAUUGCCUAUCGUUUCAUCCGAAGAAAUGUUGUACAUAGACUUGUCAAGGACAAGAUUGAAUAA
Messenger RNA from Bursaphelenchus okinawaensis, 3753 nucleotides. The record is from the annotation of a GenBank genome assembly. NCBI's taxonomy places the organism in Eukaryota, Metazoa, Nematoda, Chromadorea, Rhabditida, Aphelenchoididae.